This is a messenger RNA of Colletotrichum phormii, 1379 nucleotides long. Its product is annotated as mediator of RNA polymerase II transcription complex subunit 8-domain-containing protein. Gene Ontology annotation, biological process: regulation of transcription by RNA polymerase II. The coding region runs from base 385 to 1176 and encodes 263 amino acids. The transcript is spliced from 2 exons. Lineage: Eukaryota; Fungi; Ascomycota; Sordariomycetes; Glomerellales; Glomerellaceae. Gene Ontology annotation, cellular component: mediator complex; core mediator complex. Gene Ontology annotation, molecular function: RNA polymerase II cis-regulatory region sequence-specific DNA binding; transcription coregulator activity. The record is from RefSeq and is a predicted model, not a curated record.
GCGGAGCUUGCAGACCCACUCAACUUGCUCCCCCGGCCGAGUGGAUUGGAACGUCACUUCAACCUUUUCCCCCAAAUUGCUCAACCUGGAUAGAAACCUCCCGUCCGUCAACUCGUAAAAACCACCCCGCAUUACCUGCUCCGCCGCAGCUUCGAAGAAUCAAUUGAGUAGUCACAUCACUUCCCGACUCCAGUACUUUUCCCUCAAUCACGCCGACUUCCCCCCGCUUGGUAGCCCUCGGCGCGUCGAGACGCGAGCUGUGCGAUUUUCAUAAACCCACAUUCGAGAACGAACGCUACGAUUCCCGAGAACCCCAACUACUUCCGAAGCUGCGACGAGCCGUGCGAAAACGAUUGAAAGCUCGCAAGAAAUAGACCAACGACAAUGGACAAGCCGAACGCGCUCGGCAUCACCGCCGAUGAAUUCAAGGCGAUUGAGCAGACGCGCCAGCGUCUGUUCCAGCUCUCCAACAGUAUCCAGGGCCUGCGGAUGGACGUCUUGAAGAGUAACCCGCUUCCUCCCCCAGCAUCCCUCCAAGCACAAUCCCAAAUCCUCCUCCGCAACCUCCAAUCCCUCCUCGAGACCCUGACGGAAAACACGCACGUCUUUCAACACCUCCACGUCUUCCCGGACGUCGCGUACCCGGGCCGCGUGCACGAGAACAUCCUGCUGCAGCUGCUUCGCAAGAAACUUGAGCCGGGCGUCGAGGAGUGGGUUGAGCGCGGGCGGGAGACGACGCGGGAGCUGCGCGGCGGCGGUGAUGGGAAUGGUGGCGGCGGCGGCGGCGGCGAGGCCCAGCUCGAGGCGGUGUGGCGCGACGUGCGCGCCUGGACCGUGGAGCGGGUGCAGAAAUACGUCCUCGAGGAGGCGGGCGACGUGUAUACCGAGGACGAGCGGCGGAUGGGGGUGGAGAAUGUGAGGACUGGGUUGAGGAGGGGGCUUGAGGAGGAGGAGGAUGAUGAGGAUGAGGAUGACGAGGAGGGGAGUGAUGAGGAGGGUGGUGGUGGUGGUGGUGAUGGGGAUGUGGUCAUGUCUGGGCAGUCGCAGACGAAGAAACCGACAAAGCCAACGGGUCCGGAGCCGGAGAUGCUCUUCUGGUUCGAGGCGCGGGGGGACUUUGAGUUACCGCGGAACGUGGACUUGUUGAGCCAGGCUGGUACGAAGCGUGGGCGGUGAUGUAGGGAGAGAGGGGGAGGGGCGAGGCGAGGGUUCAGGAGCAGGCAGGACGUGUUUGGCGCAGAGCGGAUCGAUGAUACCCGGCCGCGAUGGCGGCUCUUUGAGUAAUUGUUUUUUUCUUUUUUCCUUUUUUCGGUCUCGUCUUGCAAUACAACUUCAGGAGGGGGGUAUCGAAGAAGAAGAAGAAGAAGAAGAAGAAGAAG